Messenger RNA from Lasiodiplodia theobromae, 1836 nucleotides. Its product is annotated as Amino acid/polyamine transporter I. Gene Ontology annotation, biological process: transmembrane transport. The record is from RefSeq and is a predicted model, not a curated record. Gene Ontology annotation, cellular component: membrane. Lineage: Eukaryota; Fungi; Ascomycota; Dothideomycetes; Botryosphaeriales; Botryosphaeriaceae. Bases 1 to 1836 code for a protein of 611 amino acids. The transcript is spliced from 6 exons.
AUGCCUACCAACCUCGAAGGCGGCCUACGUAGAUCUCCACAUGCCACGCCUCUGAAGCGUGAGCUGGGACGAUGGCAGAUCUUUAUGAUAACGAUUAGCACCAUUAUCGGCAUUGGCUUCAUCACGAGAGGCGGCGAGAUUCUGGCAUUCGGCGGGCCCGCAACGGUGCUGCUGUCCUUCGCAUUCGUCGGUCUCGUGGCCGUGGCCGUCAUGGAGGGCAUUAGCGAAAUGGUCGUGACCUGGCCCAUCUCGAACCCCAUGGUCGAAUUCGUCCGCCGCUUCGUAGACCGUGACUUUGCUGUGGUGGUGUGCGUGGCGUACUGGUACACGUGGGCGAUUACCUUUGCUGCUCUCAUCUCCACGGCCGGCGGAAUCGUAAAGUACUGGAAUGACAGCAGGGUUGCAGAAACGCUUGUUUACGUUCUGUGUCCGCUUUUGGUCUUCUUCAUCAACUUCAACACCCUUUUUGGGUACAUAGAGCUUUUCGGCGGAGUGUUGAAGCUUCUCAUAUUGUUCAUGAUAUUCGUUAUCAUGCUAUGUUUAAAGAGUGGCGUCAGUUGGGCUGAUCCGCCAUGCCACAACUACAUCACCGAUGGCUUCAAAGACACCCCUGAAGUCGGGAGCAGCAGAGGGAUACUCGUCUUAAUCGGCAUCAAUUUGGCCGUAUAUCCGUUCCUCGGCGUAGAAUCCGUAACAAUGACCGCCUUCGAAGCCAAAGACACGCGCGAACUCAAACCCCCAGCCAAAAACAUCAGCUUCAUCGUCCUAUUCGUCUACAUCGUCAGCAUCAUCAGCAUGCUCCUGAACGUCCAAUCCGACGACCGCUACCUCAUGGUCUACUACAAGCAAUGGAACCAAACCGGCGACAACACAUUUUGCAGUUCAACAACCUCCGCCUCCCCGAGCCCGACCCUCAACUUCCUCCUCCGCCCCCGCGCCGAAAACGCCGUCAACAACGCCACCCGCCUCAUGCCCGUCAUCGCAACCGACAACUUCCACGUCCCGCACCUCGGCGGCGCGGUGAACGCAUGCCUGCUCUACUCCGCCUUCAGCGCCGCCAACUCGGCGCUCUUCGUCGCCUCCCGCACGCUCUACGGCCUGGGGUCCAGCAUCCAGCGGGACGAGCCGUCGCGCGUGCUGCGGUUCCUGGCGACGUUCGGGCGGGUCGACGGGAACGGCGUCCCCGCGCGCGCCAUCAUCGGGUCCAUGUUCUUCGCGUGGGUGCCGUUCGUGUCGCUGGGCGACGCGGAUACCAGCACGGGGACGGAUAAUAUGCAGGAUAUAUUGCAGAGUGUGGGGACGACGAGUUGUAUACUCGUGUGGGCGUCGCAGGCGUUGGCGUUUUUGCGGUAUCAUUGGUGGUUGAGGCGGCAUCAUACGGAGCUGAAGGGGCAGUAUCGGAAGUUUGAUCGGUGGGUGGCGGAGGGAGGGGGUGGGGGGAGGGGGUUGAGUUGGUUGGAGUUUGCGCAGCCGUGGUUGGCGUGGUUCGCGCUGGUGGCGAGCUUGGUGAUUUUGUUCGUGUUUGCGAGCGCUGGGUUGUGGUCCGAGAACGAGAGGGCGAGGGAGGAGUUGGUGGUUAAGACGUUGGAUCAGUACCUCGGGCCGGGGUUGUUGUUGGUGAUGUUUGUGGGGUUGAAGGUUGUGAAGAGGAGGUGGUGGGUGAGGUUGGGGGAUUGGGAUGAGUUGAGGGAGACGCUGAAUGAUCUGAAUGAGCUGGUCAUGCCGAGCAGUGCGCCUACAGAGGAGGUAAGGCACAAUGGUUCGCUUGGACAACAUAGCGGCUCAGAUGGUGGGGAGAUGUUCGAAAGGGCGAAUGGUGAGGCAACAAGAACGUGA